AUGGAGGAGCGACGGAGGAGAGGAAGUGGUUCCCGAGAGGAGGAGGAAAAGGAACCUCGUUCUCCGGAUGCGGCAAGGGACGAGGCAGCUUGCGGAAAUAAGAAGCAGGAUUCCGGGACGGAGAGGAAGCGGAAAGGAAGACCCAAGGAAAUGGGAUCCUUCGGGAUCCUGAGGACGGAGGGCACCCCCAGGGGGCUGCUCUCUCCCCAGAAGCCUGGUAUUUUCCCUGGUGCGUAUCAGGUGGAGCCGUCGUCUCCUCAGCCCUCGAUAGACCGACUUUCUGUCACCUUCGCCAUUGCCGAAGAAGGGGAGCCCGUCGAUAGGCCCGGAGAGGACCCUGAAGAGAUCCACGAGAGCCCUCCCAAGAACGAGGGGACCAUGGCGAAGAACGCCCUCGAUCUUCAAAGAAGUCCUACCCUGGCAGGUGAGUCUUCGGGGUCUACUCCGUGACCGGCAAAGGUGAACUACAAGGUGAAUUGUACUUCAGUGGGGGAGGGGGAGGACGGAGGAGAGGAGGACGAUUACUCUGCUUCGGUGUGCGCCAUCAUGCAGAGGAGGACCUCUUCCCGAAGACACAGCCGAAGAAAGAGAAGGUCGUCCUCGCCUUUCGGCCCGGAAGGGGAGAGCACUCUUCGACGUCGGUCUUCGGCGUUCACCACGAGCUCCGGGGACACGGCCAUCUCGAUAGAGGAGGGCGGGACGCAGGAGCAGAUCUUUGAGAAGCUGAAGCUGCACAAGGAGGUCCUCAGCGGAGUGAAGCAGCAGCCUUGGCCCCUGAGGAGGAAAAUUAAACUCGUCCAGCAGGCGAAAUCCUAUGUCAGGAGACACGAGGGAGCUCUUCAGGAACGACUGGCACAGAGUAGAAGCACCAGGGAUGCCAUCGCUCGGGCCUCCAUCCUCGUCAGCAAGAAAUGGCAGUACUUCAAGAGGGAAUUUGUCAACCUGCAAACCUGGCUGGUGCCCUGGGAAUUGAGGAUCAAGGAAAUAGAGUCUCAUUUCGGCUCGGCCGUCGCCUCGUACUUCAUCUUCCUUCGCUGGCUCUUCUGGAUAAACCUCGUCAUCUCCGCUACUCUUAUGGCCUUUGUCGCAGUCCCCGAGAUGCUGACCGCAGAUGCCAGUCUCGCCGGCGAGCGGAAAAUAAUGCUACCCGAGGAAACGGCGAAGUCUAAGCACCUGUUGACCCUGUGGGAGUUCGAAGGGAUCUUAAAGUACUCCCCGUUCUUCUACGGCUGGUACACCAACGUCGACUCGAAGACAGGAUAUAGACUUCCCUUGGCGUACUUCGUCGCCAACCUGGUGGUCUACACCUACAGCUUCGUCGCCAUCCUCCGGAAGAUGGCGGAGAACUCGAGGAUGAGCAAGCUCUCGGAGAAGGAGGACGAGUGCGCGUUCUCGUGGAAGCUCUUCACGGGCUGGGACUUCAUGAUCGGCAACCCCGAGACCGCGCACAACCGGUGCGCCAGUAUUAUCCUAGGAUUUAAGGAAGCCCUCCUCGAGGAAGCCGAGAGGCAGAAGGCCGCGAGGAACUGGAAAAUCACUACGGUGCGGGUUUUCGUAAACAUUUCCGUCAUGACCCUCUUGGCUUUGUCUGCAUACGCCGUCGUGGAAGUCGUGGCUCGUAGCACCGAGCCCGAGGCCGACUCGACCUGGUGGAGGCAGAACGAGAUCACGGUCGUCAUGUCCCUCAUCUCGUACAUUUUCCCGAUAUUCUUCGAGAUCCUGGGCAUCUUCGAGAGGUACCACCCCAGGAAGCAGCUGAGAGUCCAGCUGGCAAGGAUCAUGGUCCUGAACCUGCUGAACCUCUACUCCUUGAUCUUCGCUCUCUUCGACAAGAUAAGCGACAUGGAAAUCGAGCUGCAGAGUCUGAAGCCGAAAACCGACCCGACGACCUGGAUCAACUGCACGAAGGUCCUGGUGCCCUGCAGCAGCGACUUCUCCGAGUCCUUCGCCGCUUUGGCAUCUCUUAGCCUCGUCCUCAGCAAUGCCAUUUCCAAACCGAAAACUGAGGAUUCUGAGAGCAGGGAGAGUGAGACUUCGGCGCCGUAUAAUUCCUCGAGUCCUGUGGAAAAUUCCACCGCCUCGAGUAUUUUCAACGCCACCGAGGAUUAUUUCUACGACCCUGGGGACGUCAGCUUGGACUACGACUACCUGGACCACGUGGACGUAUCUCUUGGCCCUAACAUCACGGAUAUCUUUGGAAAUAAUAAUUUCACCUGGCUGGGAGGCAACUUCACCGCGACUACCGAGAUCUUUAAUUCAACCCUCGGAUGGGCUAAUUUUACCUAUUCAGAGAUCCUGGAGAAUUAUACUACAGGGUCGUACGUGAGUUCCAGUGGGACUAGUAUGAACGAUUUAUUAAAUAUCACCGAUAGCAGUAGGGCGUAUUUUCAUAAUCUCUCGUCAACCGAGGAGGACAAGCCUACCUUCAAGUACGACCUGUACUCCACAAUCGGUAGUACGGAGAGGACUGUGGAUUUUUCUACAGCCUCCACGGAUGCGUACAAGACCUUCGAGGACACCUCAACCGAGAAAGCUGUGAUCCUGAGGUGCUACGAAAAAGUCUGCGAGAAAUCCAGCCCUCCUGAGGCAUUCCAAGUCGCCGGUGUCAGUUCCAUUCCUCUCGAUAUCACGACUCGGAGGAAAUUGCGACGUUUGUGCUGGGAGACGAUGUUCGGCCAGGAACUGACUAAACUCACCGUGAUGGACCUGGUCCUCACGGUCGUGUCCACCCUGGGGAUGGACUUCUUCAGGGCGGUGUUCGUCCGCCUGAUGAACAAUUGCUGGUGCUGGGACCUCGAGAAGCAAUUCCCUCAGUACGGCGACUUCAAGAUUGCCGAGAACAUCCUCCACCUGGUGAAUAAUCAGGGAAUGGUGUGGAUGGGGAUGUUCUUCAGUCCUGGACUGGCUGCCCUAAAUUUAAUCAAGCUGGGCAUCCUCAUGUACCUGAGGUCCUGGGCUGUCCUCACGUGCAACGUCCCCCACGAGGUCGUCUUCAGGGCUUCCAGGUCUAACAACUUUUACCUGGCCCUGCUGCUGACGAUGCUGUUCCUGUGCGUCCUACCCGUGGGGUACGCCCUGGUCUGGGUGGAGCCUUCUUGGCACUGUGGUCCAUUUUCCGGAUAUCUCAGGAUUUAUCACUUGGCCACGCAGAGUCUCAAAGACACUUUGCCAAAGUCGUUUCACAGAUGCAUGGACUACGUCGCCUCGCCAGGAAUUAUUAUUCCGCUAAUCGUCCUGAUGGCAUUGAUCAUCUACUACAUGAUCUCCCUGACUGGCUCCCUGAGGGAGGCCAACAACGAUCUGAAGGUGCAGCUACGCCAAGAGCGGACGGAAGAGCGGAGGAAGAUGUUCCGCAUAGCGGAUAAAUGGCAGGAGGUCCCGGAAAAUGCCCUCGCCAGGUGGAAAAAAAUCCUGCCGGUCCUGCCGUCCAGCAAAUCCGCAGAAGCCUCGUCGAAAGGCGUCGUGGAGAACGUCCUGAUGGAGUGGAAAGGAAGGAAGAGGUCCACCACGUCGGAUGCUGGGGAAGGGACGGACGUGGAGCAGGACUCCUUGCCGCAGGACCCCGGCCUGAAUCAGCAGGGCCGAGGCAAGGAGGUCCCCAAGAAACCCAGGUCCCUGACAGGGUCCUCGAACGUCAGCAGGCAGACUGCGAUCUGCCGGAGCUUCUCCAGCGGCUCCGUGAAGGGGUGCGGAGACUCCUUCGAGUCGCACUCGAGCGAGUACGGGGUGAUACCGAAAAUCAAAAUCAGCGGGACCGAGGGGGAGAAGACGAGCUACUGUUCCGGCGCGAGUCCAGAAGUCGUUUCCCUCGCCUCCGAAACGCCAUCACCAUCUGGACAGGACCGAAAACCAUCUGCUUAGAAAUCAAGUUAAAAGGGAAACUUCAA
Orussus abietinus is the source of this 3887-nucleotide messenger RNA. RefSeq names its product transmembrane channel-like protein 3. Gene Ontology annotation, cellular component: plasma membrane. The record is from RefSeq and is a predicted model, not a curated record. The transcript has 15 exons. Lineage: Eukaryota; Metazoa; Arthropoda; Insecta; Hymenoptera; Orussidae. Gene Ontology annotation, molecular function: mechanosensitive monoatomic ion channel activity.